AAGGUUGGAUGCCGUACAAUGACACCUGUUUUGACGAAAACGAAGAAGUGGACUACUCAUUUAAGUACUUUUCGUCAAAGGAUACGAAAGCGUUCCCGACCAAUGGAGUGCACGAAAUGUAUGGACCAGGGGGGUAUUAUAUGGAUAUCGGACCUAAGCAAUCAGCCGCAGUCAGGUCUGUCGCCGAACUGAAGACGUAUGAUUGGAUAGACCAGAACACCAGAGCAGUCUUUGUCUCGUUCAUGGCGUAUAACGGAAACACAAACCUUUUCAGUUACGUCAAUGUCAUAUUCGAGUUACCUCCCCUUACCGGAAUUACAACAACGUUCAAUAUUGUUUCUGCGAAUUUGUACCCCUACAAUACGGUAUGGGAUUACAUCAUCCUCUUAGCUCAGUUUGUUUUCAUCGUUGUCGUCAUCGUCAGACUGGUCCUACUCAUCAAGGACGCGGUUGUGUCCAGGGGGAGAGUACUCCGUACACUAACGUUCUAUGCUACAAUGUUUGAUAUAAUGAUAUGUAUCGGUGCCAUCGUGUGUUACGUCAUCAGACUGGACGGCACCAUUUCCGCAAUCAACAAGAUAGCUAAGAACCCAAGACAACAUGUUUCCUUUGAGCAAGCAAGUACUAUGGAUUUACUCUUCAUGGCUUUUAUUGGUUUCGCUUGCUUUAACGCGACCAUCAACCUUCUGUCACCAUUAACGUUCAACUAUCACUUUCAUUUGUUUAAGGUGUUUCUCGACCUCUCUAGAUACACGUUGUUCUCGCUAUUUCUCGUACAGGCCGUGUUGUUUGUUGCCUUUACGUCUAUUGUGUACAUGUUCUUCCACAUGGACAAAUGGGAACUGCGGAACUUCUACAGUACGGUACUCUUCCUCUACAGAGUGGCUUUGGGCAUGUUCAAAGUCGGUCACAGUAUCAAGUUUAUAGAUUACGGCAGUGUCAUUGUAUUCACUCUUUUUGGGUUCUCAGUGAGUAUUGUGGUGAUGAACGUAUGCAUAAGUGUACUGAACGUCGGGUUGAGCAACGCACGUAUUGCCGUCAAGAAGAACAAGAGGCAUAGAUUUGAUUCAGAACUGAACGACUUCUUCUUUUGGAAAGUGAAUAGCGUCUUGCGAGUGUUGACGUUUCGCAGCGGUAAAAAGAAUACUGUGAUGAGUAAAUACGCCGCGCCUG
Molecule: messenger RNA, 1173 nt
Organism: Mizuhopecten yessoensis (Yesso scallop)
Lineage: Eukaryota; Metazoa; Mollusca; Bivalvia; Pectinida; Pectinidae
Product: polycystin-2-like
Exons: 2
Biological process (GO): detection of mechanical stimulus
Cellular component (GO): membrane
Molecular function (GO): calcium ion binding; calcium channel activity
Source: RefSeq, a predicted model, not a curated record